Molecule: messenger RNA, 521 nt
Organism: Syzygium oleosum
Lineage: Eukaryota; Viridiplantae; Streptophyta; Magnoliopsida; Myrtales; Myrtaceae
Product: receptor-like serine/threonine-protein kinase SD1-7
Exons: 2
Coding region: 2-451 (149 amino acids)
Biological process (GO): protein phosphorylation
Molecular function (GO): ATP binding; protein serine/threonine kinase activity
Source: RefSeq, a predicted model, not a curated record
UAUGGCACCCGAGUAUGCUCUGCAUGGCCGCUUUUCAAUAAAAUCAGAUGUGUACAGUUAUGGAGUUAUGUUGUUAGAGAUCAUUACAGGCCAAAGAUUUAGUGGUUGCUAUCAUAUGAACCCAUUUUACAAUCUAAUUGGUCAUGUAUGGGAGCUGUGGAAAGAAGGAAAAUGCAUGGACAUUGUCGACACAUCAAUGGACAAGACAUAUUCUGAGGAAAUGGUAUCGAGGUGCAUUCAAAUCGGUCUUUUGUGUGUGCAAAGAUAUGCAUCGGAUAGACCAACUAUGACCGCAGUGGUUUUCAUGUUGGGGAACGCUGAUGUGGUACUUCCAUCCCCGAAACAGCCCGCGUUCAUCGACGAGAGUGACUACAAUGGAGAUAUUCAGUCAGCACGCAACAGAACAUGUUCUGUUAACGGAGUUACAGUUACUGUUGUUGAAGCUCGCUAGUCACAUGCCAUCGCAAUUGAACUGUGUAAUCUUUUAAAUUUGAGAAAUUGAAAUACUCCCCUUUUCAGUA